AUGCCAGGCUCCGUACACCCCACACAGACAGCAUCGGGCAAUAUGUCCCCGCAGCAGCAGCAGCAGCAACAGCUCAGUGGUGGCGCCAGUCAGCAACAGCAGCAGCAGCUGCCACGCAACAUUCAGCAGAACCAGAAAACGCGUAAACCAUUCUUCAUGCCAUAUAUGAGUGUCGAUGCUGGUGUUUUACGCGUUAAUCAGCGCAACUAUGAGGAAUCGUUUGUGGAUAAUCCGAUGGGUGACGAUCAGCAGGAUAUUCUGAUCCUCGGUGUCCACGAUCGUAACCGUGCGCUGCAUGGUGAUGUCGUUGUUGUACGUAUCAAGGAUCGAAAUUGUUGGGUGAUCCGUGAUGCACUGUACGAAGCAUGGCGUGCUGGAAAUUUGAAAGCAACUGUUGAUGAUAAUGGACAGCCGCUUACAAUUCCACCGGUCAGGCGUGAUCAAACGGAAACGGAUCCAUCGCCGGCCGAACUUUUAGAUCUCCCAGUUAGCGUCGAAAAAUGUGUAUCCAGUGAGCAGUUGAAGCAGGAUGUGCCAGUGACCAGAAAUCGAAAAUAUAGUCGCGAGCAAAUGCUCUGUAUUGGUGCUAAGCGAGAAUUAGAGCGACGCCGACGGAUGAGUGCAGCGGAUGGUGAUGACAUCGAUUCGGACAUCCUCAGCACAAUCGCGAAGCUUGCAAUUGUUAAAAAAAGCGAUUCACCAACAAGGUUCCCGCAAGUUGGAGCGCCUGCUGGUGCUACCCCAGCUUCAAGUUCAGGAGUAGGAGCAAAUACAACAAGGCGUGUUAUUUCGAGCAACAGCACCAGUGUGCAGCGACGCGCCACUUAUCGUAUCUUAUCGGAUAUGCCGGAUGAGGACUGGGGAAUUCCGGAUAUGUGCCUCCAGAAAACUGCCGAGGUUGUUUAUAUCAGCGAACAGAAGAAUUGCCGUGCAGCAGUGGGUAUGUUGAAAGUGAUGGCCGAUGGCAAUCGUAACUGGGCACUUUUUUCGCCAGGCGAUUCACGCAUGCCACGAAUGAUGAUACCAGCGGAACAGGCACCUCCCGGUUUUUUCGAUCGCCCCCAGGAUUUCUCGAAAUUCAUCUACGUAGCACGUAUGGUGGAAUGGCAAGCAACAGCACAGUUUGCACGGGGGAAAUUAUACAAGAGUUUGGGCUUGGCUGGUGAUAUUGAAGCAGAAACGGAAGGUUUACUUUUAGCGAAUGAUAUCGAUACGCGGGAAUUCUCCUCCUCUGCAUUAUCAUCACUUCCAAUCACCGAAGCUUGCGAAUGGAAAAUCGAUGAGAAGGAAUUCAAAUACCGACGUGAUUUUCGCAAUGAAACUGUGUUUACAAUCGAUCCUGUGACAGCACGAGACAUGGAUGAUGCCUUACAUGUAAAAGCAAUUGAGGACUGCGAUGGCAAUGGUAAUCCUGGCUGGGAAGUGGUACCAAUGCUCCCACGAAUUCUGUGCGAGGAGCUCUGUUCGCUGAAACCGGGCAUCGAUCGCCUGACAUUUUCGGUGGUUUGGAAGAUGAGCGAUGAGGGGGAGAUAUUCGGUGAAUGGUUUGGACGUACAAUCAUUCAUUCAUGCUGCAAACUCUCCUAUGAACAUGCACAGGAUUUUAUCGAACGUCCGGAUCAUGAUUUUGAUGCAAAUGAAUUACCUGAAGUGUUCAAUGGCAGGAAAGGGGAAGAUUUGAAGAAAGCUGUUCUCCAACUUCACAAGGUGAACUCGAUUAUUGUAGCCAGAAAUUAA
Messenger RNA from Gongylonema pulchrum, 1737 nucleotides. The record is from the annotation of a GenBank genome assembly. Lineage: Eukaryota; Metazoa; Nematoda; Chromadorea; Rhabditida; Gongylonematidae.